Messenger RNA from Passer domesticus (house sparrow), 436 nucleotides. RefSeq names its product feather beta keratin-like. Bases 149 to 436 code for a protein of 95 amino acids. The transcript has a single exon. Gene Ontology annotation, cellular component: intermediate filament. Lineage: Eukaryota; Metazoa; Chordata; Aves; Passeriformes; Passeridae. Gene Ontology annotation, molecular function: structural constituent of cytoskeleton. The record is from RefSeq and is a predicted model, not a curated record.
UGCCUGCUACACAAACUCACCCUCUAGCUUGCUCUCCCACACCUCUUAUUAUGGGAGGUAUUGCGUGAGGGCUCAGCAAGGACAGACCAACCUCUGCCUUGCUUUUACAUCCCAGCUCUGGCUUUCAGGUGCACAUCCUUGCUGAGCCAUGUCCUGCUACGACCUAUGCCUGCCCUCCUCCUGCAGUCCCCGGCCCCUGGCCACCAGCUGCAACCAGCCCUGCUUCCGCCGCUGCGGGGACUCCACCGCCUUCAUCCAGCCACCCACGGUCGUGGUCACGCUGCCCGGGCCCAUCCUCAGCUCCUUCCCACAGAACACCGUGGUGGGCUCCACGGCCUCGGCGGCGGUCGGGAGCUACCUGCGCUGCUGCGGCAUCCCUGUGGGCUCCCGGGGCCUGGGCAAGGCAGGACUGCUGUGCCUGGGCACCAGGCUGUAG